AUCUGUGGCUAGUCAUUGUAAUGGUUGACAAUUUGGACAUGUAAUAAAAUUUACGAAAUAAAUUCGUAAUAUUUUGAGUGUUUUUCUCCAAUAAUUAUGUGACUUUUCAACUGAUUUACUUAUUAACACGUUUCAUAAGUGAUUUAAGUAUUGUCUCUCAUUCAUCUUUUUUUAUAAAUUGAUCUUAAAAAUUAAGUGAUACAAUGGAUAAUUCUGCUAUACAAACAUUGGAGGCGGCUGCUCAGAUGUUGAUGGCACCACCACAAAUGGUGACAUCUGAGCAACGUCACCAAGCCGAAAGUGUAUUUCUCGAGUUUCGAAGCACCAAAAACCCUUAUCAAUUGUGUCGAGAAAUUUUAGAGAAAUCUACAUCAGACUAUGUACUAUUUGAAGCAGCGGGAUUGUUGAAAGCUGCUCUCAUUAGAGAAUGGACACUGCUAACAGAAAACGAUGUCAGCUCAUUGCGAGAAUAUUUACUAUCCUACUUAUUGAGGAAGGAGGCACCACCAUUUUUAAGGGAAAAGCUUUUGCAGACAAUUGCCAUUAUUAUCAAGAGAGGCAGCAUUGACGAUGGAGGAAGAGAGAGGAAAAAUUUGAUUAUUGAGUUAGAAAAGAUUAUCCUUAGCUCACCAAUUAGCCAUCAAAAGUUGGCCUGUUCGCUUAUACUGGCCAUUAUGCAAGAAUUUGCAAUUACAGUUAAAUCAGCUGACGUCGGCUUAAUUUGGGAGGUCCAUUUUAGACUGAAGAAAUCCUUUGAAGCAUUAGAUUUGAAAAGGAUUUUCAGGUUUACGGUAGGAGUCCUAGAACAAAUUGUACGUUCUGGGCUUAGACCUGAAGGGGAACAAGCUUUGCUAACAAAGCAAUUACUGACUAUAGUGGAGACAGUAUUGUGUUGGAGUCAUGUAUCGCCAUUAUUGUCAAAAAGAUUGAUCGGCGCUUUUGAGGCUAUCUACGAGAGCGAUACCGCCCCUGCACUACGACUAAGCCUGAGCUGGCGAGACACGAUAAUGCAACCUGAACUCCUUGCAUUAUUCUUUGAGAUACACAUGUAUGUCAGGUCCAAUCCUGACUUAGCUAGCCCCUCACUCACUUGCUUAGUUCAGCUAGCUAGUCUUAGUGGUGUGGUGGUAUCCGCAAGUAACUUGAAACAGCAGUAUUUGGAGAACUACGUGAACAGUUUCCUGAAUAUGAUGGCGUACAUUCAACCAGUCGAGAGAGAAAUGCUGGGGAUCUCUGAUAUAUACAGGAGAUUGAUUCAAUUCUUCUCGCCGGCGAUGAUAGCUGCGACGCCACCAGCGUUUCUUCAGAACUUGACGACGCUUACGUGUCAUUGUAUCAGAGGAUCGGUAAUUGAAGAAGGGGUAAAUGACGAUACAGUAUGGAGGGAGUCAUUAAACAAGUUCCUUCAUAGUUGGAGCUCAUUAGUUCACGAAUCUGAUGGUUACUCUAAUGAGACAUUAAUGAAUCCAUGUAUUGAGGUAUUCAAUACUUAUCUACAGAGCCGACUGGCGCCACCUGAUGGCACAAGGCCAGCUGACACAGAGGAAGACAUAAAGGAUGAGUUGGAAGAAGAUGAGCGUAAACUGCAUAGCAAUGUACUGAUGACCAUCGGGGCUAUAGCUCGCAAGGCGCCAGCUCACUGCUGCCAUGUGCUCUUUACCUUACUACAGGAUCGGAGUAAACGGUUAGAAGGUCAACUGCAGUUGAUGCAUAUGGGGAAACUGCCAAUAAGCGGAGGGGGCCACUUAGUCACCCUAUUUGAAGAUCUUCACUGGAUACUCAUGAUCACAGGUCAUUUCCUAGCCGUCGACUGCACAGAAGGUGAAACAGUGAUGAUUCCCUCAGAGAUCAUCCACUUCAGUUUGAGGGAGAACGCAAAUAUCGAUGCCUCACUUCGGUAUCUCGUUGGGGAAACGACAGACACUGAGAAUGUUGAUUCUAUCCUCAAGCUUAUUGGCGAAAUUAUGCGCAUAAAUGCAUGGGAAUGCGCAGCGUUGGAAGCCGGGUUAGGCAGUGUCUUCAGUCCAGAAUUAUCCGCUACUAUCUCAUGGUUACUCAAGAUAUGGGCCAAUUCGUACUUGAUGCCACAAUCUUCUGUUUAUUCUGAGAUGUCCCCGAUCCUGGCGUGUGCGUUCGGGCGCGGGUCGCGCGGCGUGUCGUGGACGGUGUCCCGGCUGGCGGGCCGCGCGGCCGCCUGCCUGCGCCACCACGCCGCGCAGCCCGCCGCCGCCGCGCACGCCACGCAACUACUCACCACGCUGGCGCACUCGCAGCACAAGCAAAAUCCAUUGGCGACGUGUGAGGAGUUCCUUGCAUUAUUACAAUGGGAAGCGGCCGGUUGCAAUUUACCGGGAGAAUUGAGGAAGGAAUUACAUAGAGCCUUCGCUAUCGCAGCUACUUAUGCCGAAGAAAAGCUAAUGAACUUAAUAAAUAUGGAGUCUGACACUGAACCCGUUCGCAACAUGCUCGCUGAUACUCUUGACUGUUUUAUUGGUGUCACUGAUGGAGUUCUUGAGGUCGGAACAAUGGACGAACAAUUCAUGAUGUUAAUUGGUGCCUUAGACAAGAUACCAGGGAUCAUAUUUAGAUAUCACAACUAUCCCGGAGUAGUGUUGCCAGCUCUCAACUUACUCGCUAAAAGCGCUAAAAGGAUGCUACAUUCUGUACAGCCACAGAAUGUUAAUAAGUUCUUGGAAAUAUGUAACACAACUUUUGAAGUUUAUAUGAGGUGGAAUUCUGGAAAAAUAUCAAGUAUUCCUCAAGAUGCUGAAGAAGAGGCGUACGAGGAUAUCUGCGCCCUAAUGGAAGUGAUCUGCAGCGUGGCUCGAUCUGGCGGCGCGGGCGACACGUGCGCGCGCGGGCUGCGCAUCCUGCUGCCGCUGCUUACGAAUCUACCCAUUGACGACUUCAACAUGGUAGUGACAGCGUUACGCGUAGGACUCACAGCUGUAUCCUGCGACGUAUCUACUUUAUGUUGCGAUACUAUUGUAGGAUUGUCUAACAAAGUGCGAACCCUAGGUGACGAUAAUCCUUACGCAAUGUCCCUCCUAACUCUUGCAGAGCUAUUACUCAUGCUCAUUAUCAAAGUAGAAAUACCUCCCGACUCAAUACCCGCGGCAGGAGCAGCGAUAUAUUCCCUCACCUGCGUUAAACCAGCGUUACUCGAAGGUCUAGCGCGACAGCUCAUAGAAGCAUACGCCGUCAAUGAUCCCACUAACGUACCACGACUAGAGGAAGCUUUCGGCGUCUUAACUAACGGAGUCCUCUUCGACGGCCUGAGGACUCACAAACUCAGAUUCCAAGAUAACUUCGACAAGUUCCUAGCAAGUGUACACGGUUUUCUUAUCGUAAAAUAAAUUAUUAUUUACAGCCACAGUAUGUUGGCUGAAAAUAUUAUAAAUAUUAGCAUAGCUUUGCUGGCGAUUAACGCCUUUUACAAUCCUGUCUGAAGGAUUUGACGCAAAUAUUGCGGUUUCGACGAUUCUACAUUAUCGUUACGUACUGAAAGAGAACCAAAUUGGUGCAAAUGUUGUCUUCAGUUUUGUUUUGCAAGCGCGGUUGGUGCGACUCGAAUGUUUGAUAUAUAUUAAAUAGUUUAUCAUUUUAAAGUCCUUCCCUGGGCUGUGUCAAAUGUAAAACACUAUUGUGUCUAGAUUAUAGUUUGUAUUAACUCAUGACAUUUUCUUAAGUGCCAUUAGGAAAAAUGCAAUAUUGAUUUUGUAACGUUGUUUUGGAAAUAUAUUAUGGCCUAAGAUUGCACAGGGUGCUGUCAUUACUUGACUGUACUGUCCAUGCAAUAUAAUUUCGUAACUGAAAAUAUUUUUAUUUUAUAGUUUUGACGCUUGUUCUGCAAUCUUAUGUUCACAACGAAGUAGUAUGGAUUUUAUAAAUGUGGUUGUGAAUGAAAAUGCAGAAGAUUUACUGUGGUAUUAUAUAUUUCGUAGGAGUAAAAUGAUGAGUACACUUUUAGUACUUAUUGCUAGUUAGAGAAAUUUGUGAUUUCUGUCGAGCUGAGCACUCGUAAACCGCAAUGAGUUUUAUUAUUGUAAGAGGAAGGUCCUUAGCACUUUUAUGUAUUUACUGCAGGUUUUACUCCGUCUUUAUAUUAAAUUAGUAAACAAAUAAAAUAUUGUCAUCUUGUUCUUAUAAAAUGUAGAUAAUAUUGAACUUUGUCGUAUAAACUUGAAAGCUUACAAUUUUUAAUACAUUGUUGUGAAAUUUUCAAUUUUAUUUAAGAAUUUUUCGUAAGUGUAGGUACCUAAUAAGUACAUUAUUUUUAUUCUUUAGUCUGUUACAUUUGAAUAAGUACUUUGAAGUCAUGUCCUAAUUUUUUACUUGUUCAAGAAUGAUUUAGUCAUAAUAUUUAAUUGAAGUAAACAUUUUUCCUAGGUGAUCAAAGCAGGCAGCGUUUUUAUAGUCCUGUCGGAUAAACUAUAAUUAGAUAUAGUAUUUGUUCCUUUUGAAAUAAUAUUUUCUAUUAAUGUAACAAGGAUAUAUUUUCCUGACGUUGACGUAAGUUACAUUUGAAUCCACCUAGUAAUUUAUUUUUGUAAAAUAGAAUACUAGAAGCUUUUACAUUUCGUAAAAUAGUAUUAAAACUGCUUAUAUGAUGCUAAUAUGAAUAAUGAUGUAUUAAAAUAUAUUAUUUCCUUAAGUUUACUUUCUGUUUUACAUUAUCAUACAUGACUUGUAUAAUGAAUGAUAUUUAUUGUACAGAACAGAAUUCAGAAGUAUUCUAGUGAUCUGUAUAUUUAUAGUGGAAAUCAUAUUUUCUUAAUAUAGAAAAAAAUACAGAAAAUUUCGUUAGUAUUAAAUUAAAAGUGCCC
Molecule: messenger RNA, 4826 nt
Organism: Spodoptera littoralis (African cotton leafworm)
Lineage: Eukaryota; Metazoa; Arthropoda; Insecta; Lepidoptera; Noctuidae
Source: the annotation of a GenBank genome assembly